AACAGAGGAAGAAGUAUUCCAACUUCAUUGUGGCAGAUGUCUCCCAGUAUGCUGUCAAUCACCUGGUGACCUUCUCCAUUGGGGAAGAGGAUGAUUUGACAUGUGUGGAAGAUGCCGUCAGGAAACUGUGCAUCAUGGAUAAGCAAGGGAAGGUCUGGGUUCAGGAGAUGUUGCUCCAAGUCAGCGGGUCGGCUAUCAAGCUCCUUGACAUAAACUCAAAGGAGGAACUGGAGAAUUAUGCAUUGGCAACUGUGGCUUAUUGUGAUGCUGUCUGCCCUGAGUCUCGGUCCCGAUCCUUGCUUCUACUCAUGUGCCAGGAACCUACUCAGCUCGGACCGGAUAUCCACUUCUUUGAGUGUGAUCAAAUUAGGGCGGAAUGGAUCCAGCAAGACAUCAGUAGUGCCCUGCUGGACUUCAACACAGGAGGAAAUACCCAACGGGCGGAAGCCUUAAGAGCUGCCCAAAACAUGCUUGACAAUCAGGAGAUCUCUCGGCCUCCUGUGCAGGUUCCUUCUAGGACAAAGAUUGUUGCACCAGGGCCAAGAGAAGACGCCAUCUUGGUAGGUGAACCUGAUCUGGCCUCCAUCCAAAUAGAAGAAAAUGUGGAACUGCUAAACCAUGUUUUUGAUGAUGUGGAAGCCUUUGUGAGAAAGCUGCAGAAAUCUGCUGAAGCUUUCCGUGUCCUGAAUCAAUGCAGGCGCUCUGCAAGACGGCACCUUCGAAAGCCAGGAGAGGGACUCUUAACCAUCAGAGCAAAACCCCCAUCUCAAGAGGAGUUUGAAGACACUCUGUCCAAGACCAAAUAUUCCUUCAGCCUUCUGGCAAGGCUGCAAUCUAACAUCACUAACCCUACUUCAGAGGAGCUACUAUGUAUUCUUUUCAAGCCCUUGAAGAUGAUUGUGGACGCUUCUGGGGGUGUGGAAUUUGCUUCUGAACUGCGCAAUCCCAUGUUAACUCUGGAGGCCGUGACUUUGAUGCGAAGCUGCUUAGGAGAAAAGGAAACAGAAUUGUGGCAUUCUCUGGGUGAAAACUGGACUAAGCCCAGGGUGGAUUUCCCCAGGGGCUAUGCAGCUCCCUACAACCUAACAUUCUGCAGUGGCUGGGAGCCUCCUGUCCGGGAUGCUUUUGGGAAACCUUGGGAAGACCCAGUAGAGAUGCAACACCGUCAUGAAGAACGACGCACCCAGCAAUCGGCACCCACAAUUGCAGCCAACGGGUGCAAACAUCUAGAGAAAUUAGUGAUCUGCACCCACAGCUUCACAGCCAGAAACAACAAUGAACUGUCAGUGCUUCAAGGAGACAUAUUAGAGGUUCUCGAUGAUAGUAGGAAGUGGUGGAAAGUCAAGAACUGUUAUGAUCAAGUUGGUUACGUCCCUUAUAAUAUUCUUGCUCCAGUGCUGAAUGGAGAUAAUUCCAGUAUCCAGAAUGACAAGGAAAUGCUUCUAAUUCAUGAAAUCACCCCUGUAACAACGAAGAUAACACCACCUCAGCCACCAGCAAUGACCACAAGUCUACAGUCCAAUGGUGUAAAAUGGGCCAGCGCAGAGGAGCUUAACGAGAACCAGAGUAAGAAAGAACACUUCAGCGUGGUCAAUGAGGAGCUCGUCUUCAGGCUGGCCAACGGGACAAGUGGCUGUGGCAAAACUCUUCAUAUCCCACGUACUCUGGAUACGGAUGUCCCUUUAGACUACAAUUCAAAUUCUGAUCAAGUCCGGACCUGGUUGGAGGCCAAAGGGUUCAAUCCAUUGUGA
This is a messenger RNA of Protobothrops mucrosquamatus (brown spotted pit viper), 1751 nucleotides long. RefSeq names its product epidermal growth factor receptor kinase substrate 8-like protein 1. Gene Ontology annotation, molecular function: actin binding. The annotation marks the transcript as partial. NCBI's taxonomy places the organism in Eukaryota, Metazoa, Chordata, Lepidosauria, Squamata, Viperidae. Gene Ontology annotation, biological process: Rho protein signal transduction; positive regulation of ruffle assembly; regulation of Rho protein signal transduction. The record is from RefSeq and is a predicted model, not a curated record. The transcript has 16 exons. Gene Ontology annotation, cellular component: ruffle membrane; plasma membrane; vesicle.